AAUUAACCAAAAAUUCCAAUUGUGACAGAGCAAACGAAUAUGUGUGGAAGUUGUGUUUUUUCGAAAAAUUCAUUUUUCUUUCAAAAAUUCAAUGAAAUUCGUCUAUUUUAUGAAAAAAAUAAACAAUUUGGAUCCUAGAAGAAUCUUAUUAAUAAUCAGUGCUGUUAAUAAUAAAAGUUAUAAAUAAUGAAUGUGAAUACAAAUUCAGGGGAAGGCAGUGAUAAACGUCAACCUGAAGCGACAGUACAAACAAUUGCUCAGAAUUUAACAACAAUACAAACAGUGCAAAGCACACAAAAUGUUAUACAAAGUAAUAUACAAACAAUUCAAUCGACACAGGCAAUAAUUGGCAAUGUUGGACAAUCUGGAACAAUUGUUGGAAAAUCAGUUUCACUUGAUCUUAAUCAAAAAUUGUCCAUUGCAAAAACUGGUAUACCAUCGAAUAUUGUCUCGUCGACAGAUUCAAAUAAAUUGACGACAACUUUGAUGAGCCCUCUUCGCAUAAUAAGUCCAAAUAUGAUAAGCAAUGUUGAACGUCAAUCACAGCCGCCAAUUCAAGAGCAACAGCAGCAAAUUGUGACGAGCAUUCCAGCGACUUAUCACGUUCCUCGUGGUCCAGCUGCUGUGGCAAAUAUCUCAUCGCCAAGAGCAACUGUCGCGACUCCCAUUGUUAGAUCGACUACAGGUCAAACUGUACCAAUAUCACGACCACCCGGAUUAAGUACAACAGUUGCCAGUCAACAGUGGCCGGCAAAAACGCCAUAUUUAUAUGUUCCACCGCAAAGACAUCCAAAUUUACCAAUUGUACAACGAGUAACGAGACCAAUAAUGGCGACAACAGUUUAUAGCGGUGGUCAACAACCACGUAUUGUUACUCCAACACCAGGUCGUCCGAUUCAGGCAGUUCAGGCAGCGGUUGUCACUGCAGUUCCUGGUGUUUCAGGUGCACCCUGUAGACUACGUGCUCCGGUUCUUCAAACGAAUAAUAAUAUUGUGCCAAGAAUAAAUGUGCCUCAAGCGAGGCCAACAACACCACAGGAAAGUGUUGCGCAAAUUUCACAAGUACCAAGAACAAUUCCCCAACCAAUUCAGUUGACACAAACAACGAGGACUCUAACAACAGCGACAACAGUGAGUCGUAUUGCUGUAACGGCGCCUGUUAUUGGUGCUCCGAGCAGAAUAACAAGCGUCGCUUCUGUUCAGCCAGUUAUCAAUAGACAAGUAACAGUCAGUACAACUCCUGUAACUACAAAUGUUCCCGCCACCGUCAGCCGUAUUGUUCUUCCUCAACAACAGCCAACAAUACCGCGAGUUGUUCAAACUGUUGCGUCUGUCUCAACACUUGGACAAGUUUCACGUGUAAUAACAACAGCGGCAAAUACAUCGAAUGUAACGAGAGUUACACAACCUGGCCCAACGUCCGUUGCAAGAAUCACUGGAAUUUCAAUGCAUCCAUUACCAUUGACACCAACGCGCACAACAUCGGCAACAAUUAAAACAACACCAGUAUUAAAUGUCACACAAACAUUACAACCAAAACAAGCAAUUCAACAAUCAACAUUGAGAAUUGUUACAACUGGUGCUACUAGUUCCUCGACAAAUAGCACAAUUGUCACCAAUACUCCUCCACCCGUUCUAGCUACUUAUUCGCAAUACCGACCAGCAACUGUGCAACCCGUGAGACUUUUGGUUGAAUCAGGAUACGAGGAACCUCAACACAAACCAAAUGCAUCGCCGAGGCCAAGUAUUUUAAGAAAACGUGAUCAUGACAAUUCACCAGCUAAAGGAGUAGCGAAAAAUUUGACACCAGUUCUAGCAAAUUUACCGUUAACAAACGCGACAUGCAACAGUCCACCGGGUUCGCCGCGAAUUGAUCGCGAUGCAGGCGGUUGUCAAAGUUCAGGAUCAACGACUGUAUCGGCAACAUCAUCACCAGGACUUGACGAUGAACUUGAACAAACGCGUAUCAAUAUGAAUAUCAAUAUGAAUUUAAAUCUUAAUCUUGGUGGUACAACUGUGGAAAUGUCACCACGAAAAAAACCACGUAAACAACAAUUGUCAAGUGUUGAAUUAACUGAAUCGCGUGGCACCGAUGAGGAAAUGCAAUUUAUAACCGAGGAGAAAAUUAAAAAGGAAAAAGAAGAAAAAGAAAAGGAACGCGAUAAAAAUGCAAGUGAAAAGAAAAUUAAUUUCCCAGUUAAACAGGAAUCGGAAGCAACGCCCGUACGAACACGACCUACUCCCAGUUUGUUAGGAUCAUCUUGGAAAAAUAGAUGGGGUGGAAGAUUACAUCAUUAUAGAAGGCCAAGCGAUGUGAGACCAAGGGAGGAAAGAAGACCGACUGUUGCCGAAUUGGCGCAACAAAAGCAAGUUAUACAAAAAUUAAAUGGAUGGAAAAUUUAUCAUCUUAGUGCGCAAAUGGAGGAUCUCGCAGAAAUAGAGAAAGAAGUGCAUGAUAAAUUAAAAUCAACACUCGCAAUAUUGGAAUCGCAACAAAAUGUUCGAGGCAGACAGGACGAUGGAAUUGAAAGAGCAAAUGAAUUAAUAAAAGGCAACAUGCAGAGAAGUAGUUUAAUAAGCGAAGGUAUGAAUGAGGCACGAACGCAAUUGGUUGCAAUUUUUCAACAUCAAGGACAUGUACGCGGAAUUUUGGAACGUUGUGGUAAUAAACGAGCCCAGAAAAAACGCGACAAAUAAAGAAACAAAAAAAAAUAAAAAAGAAUAAAAUACAGAAAAAUAGAAAAACGGAAACAGACUGAAUGGAAGAAAAAAAGAAGUGUGAAUGAAUGCUUUUGAGAAAAAAAAGGUCGUAUUUCUUAUCUAUCAGAAUCUAUAUAUAUAUAUAUAAAUAUAUAUUAAAAAAAAAAUCUUAAAGAUUAAUAAACAAUUUUGUAAGUUUCACUAA
Leptopilina boulardi is the source of this 2905-nucleotide messenger RNA. RefSeq names its product histone deacetylase complex subunit SAP130-A (gene Sap130). The record is from RefSeq and is a predicted model, not a curated record. The transcript has 10 exons. Gene Ontology annotation, biological process: negative regulation of transcription by RNA polymerase II. Lineage: Eukaryota; Metazoa; Arthropoda; Insecta; Hymenoptera; Figitidae. Bases 187 to 2697 code for a protein of 836 amino acids. Gene Ontology annotation, cellular component: Sin3-type complex.